AUGUUUUGGAUCCCAUUUCCGUUAUGCUUCCAGUGCGGAACAGACCAGAAUCCGUUUCGCUGCAAAGUUGUUGGUCCCACUUUAGAUCGUGUUGUGGCCAGCGUCGAUCUUUUGCGGGUGCUGGGCUACAAAGACAGGAUCGAAGUUGCUCGGGACUCCGGUGGAGUGGAAUGGAAAAGUCAACGAGGCCAUCCCCAUUUAAUCAUUGCUCAUUCGCACAUUCUGGAUUGGAAUCGAAUUUUACAUAUUCUCAGACAUAAGGCACCGCAUUGGGAUCAUGGAGGAAGCGACUACCUCGUCUAUUCCAUUUUCCAACACACGAGUCUACCCCCCUCAUCAAUCAUGGAGGAUACCCCUCGAGAAUCCUCCGUAGAAGGACAACUGAGUCCAGACGACUUCAACACCGAAGAAAUGGCACUUCGAGAUGAGCUCGACGGCAAGCUCAGGGCAGCUGUCGAUGUAUAUUCCGAAGCCCCAUAUGGAAGCUUUGACUGUGUGACUUAUCGCUUGCAGGAGGUCAACAUCAAACUCGCACUGAGCCAAUUGGAUUGGCGCGUAUUGUCAAGGAAAUACAAAAGCACAAAUGAGAAUGACCCAGCCUACUCCGACCUGAUAAGGCACUAUUACUUGGAGCAAGGUUUAUUCGUCUCAGAGCGGGAACGACUUGGAAGGGAACUGUGGCACCUCUAUCAAAAAUCUGUCGCACAAGAGGCUCAUUCUGAGCGGGCCCGCAGCAUGGAGAAACAGAACGAUAACGCCACGGAACUUUUUCUGUUGUUGUUGAGAGAAUUAACGUUGGAAGAGGAGGAGAGGUUUUUGGCGGAUAUGGAAAGGGCGUACGGGCUUGCGGAAGCUGGUGGCGAAGUCUGGUCCCCUAUCACGGGUUGGGCUAAGAAGGCAGACGUGAGUGCAGCACAAAUUUUCCCACGCCAAAUUGGGCAAGAGAAGCUGGCGACGAUCUUCGGGGACGCAUUUGAUGGCAAUAUCCACGGGGCAGAGAAUGGGCUUUUCUUGCCAACCGCCCUCAAAUCUGCUUUCGAGGACUACAAGGUUGCAAUCGUCCCAGAUGCGAUCGAAGCUCACCCUUGCGAAUACAAGUUUGUCGUCCUCGACCCGAAUAUUUUGAACCUGCGGGUGAAAGUGGAGAUGACAUUCGACGAGUUGAAUGGGCGGAGACUCAUUUUCAGACCUGGAUGCGAUUUCAGGCCCAACUGUCGAUUCCUCCAUUUCCAUUAUGCUGUAGCGAUGCGGCUAGCGUUGCAGAAAAGCGGAUCCUCCAGGGAAUUGUCACAAGGGGUGCUCUCAGAGCUUGGAGGGUUAUGGAAUGACCCAACCAUGGUUAUAAAUGCGGAGUUGCUUGAUGGAUUCGUUAGAGCGCUCGAAGCUUAUCGAGAGAGUUGGGAAAAGAAAAUGAAGGCAGAGCAGACUUCUGCAAAAGGAGGGGAGGUGUCAGAGGACUAAGGCAACAUGAGGGACCGGAUAAGGACUUGACGGCCUAAUCGUUUAGAUGUCUAAUGGUUUUUUAUUUCAAAAGAACAUCUUAGUUUCCUCUCUGUAAUUUUGUUUCUUGACUUUUCCUCCUCUUGCCAUUACUCUUGAUUGAAUAUGCGCUGUAUUCUUUUAGCAUCCACAGUUAUGUUUGACUCCCAUCACAUUAUCGGGUACCAAUUAACAUACCCAAGAUACAUCGCCAACAAAACUUUGAGGCGUACCAACGAUUAGCUUAGGAGUUAAGAAUUCAUGAAGGCAGAACGGA
Messenger RNA from Histoplasma capsulatum G186AR, 1756 nucleotides. RefSeq lists its product as uncharacterized. Bases 1 to 1461 code for a protein of 486 amino acids. The record is from RefSeq and is a predicted model, not a curated record. The transcript has 5 exons. NCBI's taxonomy places the organism in Eukaryota, Fungi, Ascomycota, Eurotiomycetes, Onygenales, Ajellomycetaceae.